AUGAGACUUCUCCUCCUGACUUUGCUGGGAAUCUGCUGCCUCACCACGUACAUUGUAGCAGGUAAGCCAAGCGGCUUUCAUCUGGAUAAAGCACAGUUGGGCUCAUAUGCUGGGGUUGACUUGCGUUUUGAUUGCAAUGACCUGCUCGCCCCAGGUGUGGGGACUGAAGUCCUAGAAGAGACCAUCUGUGUGAACUUCAAAUCCCAGCCGCUGCCAGUUCAAAUCAUCAAGACCUAUUCCACCAGGGAGGGCAUUGUGAAAGCGAUAAUUUUUGUUACCAAAGGAGGACGAAAAUACUGUGCUGAUCCGCAAGUGCAAUGGGUGAAAGACGCAGUGAAAAGUGUGGACAGCAGGUCCAGGGUCAGAAAGAGCAUGGCUAAAACCAUCCCCAAGAGAGCCCAGAGGACCAGCAGCAUAGCUACAUCCCUGGCUGGGAAAUAGCCUCCAGGACUAGCCGAGCAGCUCAGCUCAGCUCACAAGCUCAAGGACUAAUUAUGCGGGACUUACUUUUAAUGAAAGUGUUGCAUGAAUAAAGUUAUCAUUAUUUUAAUGGCAU
This is a messenger RNA of Acomys russatus (golden spiny mouse), 556 nucleotides long. Its product is annotated as lymphotactin-like. NCBI's taxonomy places the organism in Eukaryota, Metazoa, Chordata, Mammalia, Rodentia, Muridae. Gene Ontology annotation, molecular function: CCR chemokine receptor binding; chemokine activity. Gene Ontology annotation, cellular component: extracellular region. The transcript has 3 exons. The coding region runs from base 1 to 441 and encodes 146 amino acids. Gene Ontology annotation, biological process: positive regulation of T cell chemotaxis; cellular response to interleukin-1; lymphocyte chemotaxis. The record is from RefSeq and is a predicted model, not a curated record.